Zingiber officinale is the source of this 2290-nucleotide messenger RNA. Its product is annotated as protein SCAI-like. The transcript is spliced from 9 exons. Gene Ontology annotation, biological process: DNA-templated transcription. Bases 98 to 1963 code for a protein of 621 amino acids. The record is from RefSeq and is a predicted model, not a curated record. NCBI's taxonomy places the organism in Eukaryota, Viridiplantae, Streptophyta, Magnoliopsida, Zingiberales, Zingiberaceae. Gene Ontology annotation, cellular component: nucleus. Gene Ontology annotation, molecular function: transcription corepressor activity.
CUAAAAAAAAAUAAAGCCUGCACCCGAAGCCUUUUUCCUUCUCUUCUCCUUCCACAUCGACCACCACUCCACCUCCUUUGGCAUCGGAGCCGCUGCCAUGACUGACGACGACGGGAUGGACGGAGCCUCCGCCUCCUCCUCCUCCGCCAAUGAAGCCCUCACCGAGUUCCGGUCGCUGGUGGAGGCCGCCGAGCGCAAGUUCGCUCGCGUCCGCGACCUGCCGUCUUUCGCGCGCGGGGCCCUACACGUACUCCACUUCCGCAAGGUCUUCAAGGCCUACACUCGGCUCUGGCACUUCCAGCAGCAGCGCCGCCUCGAGCUCGUUGCGGGCGGCCUCCGGCGCUGGGAGAUCGGCGACGUCGCCUCACGGAUCGGGCAGCUCUACUACGGACAGUACCAGCGGACCAGCGAGGUCCGCUUCCUAUUCGAGGCCUACGUCUUCUACGAGGCUAUCGUGAGCAGGGGAUACUUUGAGGCGGCGAGGGCGCCUGCGGCGGCGCCUGAUCUCAGGCUGAGGUACAAGGAGCUGAGGUUCCUGGUGCGGUUUCUCAUCGUCGCGCUGCUUCUGAACAGGAAUGGCGAGGUGAGGCAGCUCGCCGAUCGGUUUAAGGCUCUGGUAGAGGAGUCAAAGGCCGCCUUCCCGGCGAUUAACUUUAAAGAAUGGAAGCAAGUGGCACAAGAAAUUUCCAGAUUUUUGAAAGCUGAUGCAUCUUCUAAAAUUUCAAGGCCUAUAAGAUACAAUGUUUUAUUUGAUGCUCACCCUACCUCUUUCCCAUGUAUAGCAAGAUUUCACUCUACAAGGGUGUUGAGACUGCAAGAUGCUAUAUUGACAAGCUAUCACCGGAAUGAGAUCAAGGUUGCAGAGCAUACACUCGACACUUUCAGGAUGCUGCAAUGCUUGGAAUGGGAACCCAGUGGAUCCUCCUACCAGCUUCUGACAAAGGAACCAUGUGAAAAUGGUGCUUCCAGUGACCAAAGUGGUGCUUCAGGACUGAUUGAUAUAAACCUAGCUGCUGAUAUGAUGGAUCCGGAUCUGCCUCCAAAUCCCCAUAAAGCAGUUAUUUACCACCCUUCUGUCUCACAUUUGAUAGCGGUAACAGCUACAAUAUGUGAAGAUCUGAAUCCAGACAGCAUUUUGCUAAUCUAUCUUUCAGUUUCAGGAAAACAUGAUUCCAAUGCUAUUCAAAAAGAUAUCCAUGGAAAGUCAUCAAGCUUCUCAAAAGCCAACUAUGCUCCACAUGCUUCAUGGGAAAGGGACAGCUCAUUGUCUCAACCUGCUUCUUCUAAUAAGCCAAAUUCAAUUGCUAAUUUAGGACAAUAUUUAUGUUUAGGUUCUCAGGGGGCUGGAGGUUCAAACAAUCUUUAUCCUGAAGACUUGGUUCCAUUUACACGAAAGCCACUUUUUUUGGUCAUUGACAGUGACAGUAGCCAAGCAUUUAAGACUCUUCAUGGUGCUGAACGAGGAGAAGCAUCCAUCUUACUUCUUUCACAUGAGAAGCCACUAUCAGUAUCUGAUACUAAUUCAACGCUAAGAGGAAGCCAGUUUACCCACUUCCUAACUGCUCCAUUGCAAGCAUUUUGCCAGUUAGUUGGCCUUUCUCCAGAUAUUGAAGCUGAUUUAUAUAGUGGUGCUGAGAACCUACUUUCCUCUGCUAUAGCUGAAUGGGAAGUGGCACUCUGUACAUCUAAUUCCCUUGAUCAGGUUUGGGCUCAAGUAUUAACUGAUCCAUUUCUGCGGCGACUCAUUAUAAGGUUCAUCUUUUGCCGUGCUGCUCUUUCUCUCUUUUAUCCUUCAAGGGACAGUUCAAUGCACUUACCUGAAUGUCUUCCUAAUCUUCCCAAGUCCGUCUCUCCAGAGUCUGCCAUAACUCAGAUCCAUAUCCAUCUUCUUGCAGAAAGAUUCGGUGUUUUAAACUAUUUUCACUUCACUGAUUCCAUCAGGGAUUCUGUUCAUAGCAGAUAAAACUUUAUAACCAUCUGUAGAUAGAACCAUAGUACAUAUCUUCCAAUCAUUUGUUGAUUGUUUUGUGUCUAUACCCGGCUACAUAAACUCUCGCAGAAUUCUUGCAGAGUGAAUCAUCCACAUGAUUCUGUAUGAGGUUGCAGGUUAUUUAGAUCAUUCUUGAGCAAGUUACAAUGAGUUUUGUCGAUAAUAGCAUUGGUGUGUGUUAAUUUUUGGCAGUGUAUAGACUGUGAACUCAUCUGUUAUAGCAGUACAGUGGACAAAUUUGAGAGUUUUUCAAAUUGUAACAACUUGCAAUAUAAGGCUUAUUUUACAUGGUUUGAUGCA